Telopea speciosissima is the source of this 3915-nucleotide messenger RNA. RefSeq names its product myosin-1-like. NCBI's taxonomy places the organism in Eukaryota, Viridiplantae, Streptophyta, Magnoliopsida, Proteales, Proteaceae. Gene Ontology annotation, molecular function: ATP binding; microfilament motor activity; actin filament binding. The record is from RefSeq and is a predicted model, not a curated record. Gene Ontology annotation, cellular component: vesicle; cytoplasm; myosin complex. Gene Ontology annotation, biological process: vesicle transport along actin filament; actin filament organization. The transcript has 24 exons. Bases 132 to 3683 code for a protein of 1183 amino acids.
AAAGGCCAUGGUUUCCUCUCAAUUGGUACAAUUAUUGUACUGGAAUUCAUAGUGACCACUUGGAAUCUUUUUAAAGCUUGAUAAGCCACGUUGAGGAAAAGUGGGCCUUUUCUGCUCUCAAUCUUUAUCUGAUGGCACCAGUUGAGAUGGACACAUCAAAAGGCCAAGUUCCGCCUUCGUUACAGUCAAUCCGAUCAUUGCCUUUUGAUUUCAGUUUUACAGAGAAGUCUCAUAUCACGAGUAAUGGAAUUUCUUCUGUCAUUCCUAACAAUGACGAUUUUUCUGGUGGGGUUGAGGAAGGCUUAGACAAGAUGGAGCAGAGUAAUGAGGAAUCUCCCUAUAGUAGUAGGACCAUUUCUUUGGAAGAGACUGAGAGGCCUUCUGAAGGUGAUGAAAACUUGGAUUCUGCAACUUCUACUCUGCCUACACACUCGCCAUGCCAUAGCGAUCCCAGGUGGAGUGACACUAACGCUUAUGUUGCAGCCAAGAAGAAGAAGCUUCAAUCUUGGUGUCAACUGCCAAAUGGUGACUGGGCAUUGGGGAAGAUUUUGUCAACUCCAGGGACUGAGUGCGUUAUUUCCCUUCUGGAGGGGAGAGUUUUAAAUGUCAAUGCUGAAAGCCUAUUACCUGCAAAUCCUGAUAUCCUUGAUGGUGUAGACGAUCUCAUGCAGCUUAGUUAUUUAAAUGAACCAUCAGUAUUGUACAAUCUUCAAUAUAGAUACACUCAAGACAUGAUAUAUACUAAAGCAGGACCAGUGUUGGUUGCCAUCAAUCCCUUUAAAGAAGUCUCUUUGUAUGGAAAUGAUUAUAUUGAAGCAUAUAAGUGUAAAUCUAUGGAUAGUCCCCAUGUAUAUGCAAUCGCAGAUACAGCUAUCCGUGAAAUGAUACGAGAUGAAGUCAACCAAUCAAUCAUUAUAAGUGGUGAAAGUGGAGCAGGGAAAACUGAAACAGCAAAGAUAGCUAUGCAAUAUUUGGCUGCACUUGGAGGUGGUAGUGGAAUAGAAUAUGAAAUUCUGAAGACUAAUCCCAUAUUGGAAGCCUUUGGUAACGCAAAAACAUCAAGAAAUGUCAACUCAAGUCGUUUCGGUAAGCUCAUUGAAAUUCACUUUAGUGAAACUGGAAAAAUCUCUGGUGCCAAAAUUCAGACGUUUUUACUUGAAAAGUCGAGGGUGGUCCAAUGUGCCGAGGGUGAAAGAUCAUACCAUAUAUUUUAUCAGCUCUGUGCAGGAGCUCCACCAGCACUUAGAGAGAAGUUGAAUUUAAGGAAUGUAAACGAAUACAAAUAUUUGAGCCAGAGCAGUUGCUUUUCUAUUUCUGGGGUCGAUGAUGCUGAACGGUUUCACACUGUUAUGGAAGCUAUGGAUAUCGUUCAUAUUAGCAAAGAAGAUCAGCAUAAUGUUUUUACAAUGCUUGCUGCUGUUUUGUGGUUGGGUAACAUAUCUUUUAAUGUGAUUGAUAAUGAAAACCAUGUUGAAGCUGUGGUGGAUGAAGGUCUAAACACUGUUGCUCAACUGAUUGGAUGUACUGUUGACGCACUAAAUGUAGCUUUGUCAACUCACAAAAUGAGAGUUGGAAAUGAUAAUAUUGUCCAAAAGCUAACGCUAUCUCAGGCAAUUGACACAAGAGAUGCUUUGAGCAAAUCGAUCUAUGCUUGCUUGUUUGACUGGCUGGUUGACCAAAUCAAUAAAUCGCUGGAAGUAGGCAAGCGGCGUACAGGCAGAUCCAUCAGCAUUCUUGACAUCUAUGGCUUUGAAUCGUUUGAUAAAAAUAGUUUUGAGCAGUUCUGCAUAAAUUAUGCAAAUGAGAGAUUGCAACAACACUUCAAUCGCCAUUUAUUCAAAUUAGAGCAGGAGGAAUAUAUCCAAGAUGGCAUAGACUGGACAAAGGUUGACUUUGAAGACAACCAAGAUUGUCUAAAUCUUUUUGAGAAGAAACCAUUGGGUUUAUUGUCUCUGUUGGAUGAGGAGUCUACUUUCCCAAAUGGCACUGAUUUGACAUUUGCUGACAAGCUGAAGCGGCAUCUGAGCACAAAUUUCUGCUUUAAGGCAGAGCGAGGCAGUGCUUUCACUGUCCUCCACUAUGCAGGACAGGUAACAUAUGAUACAAUUGGCUUCUUGGAGAAGAACAGGGAUCUAUUGCAUUUAGACUCUAUUCAGCUUCUGUCGUCUUGCACAUGCCAACUUCCUCAGGCAUUUGCAUCCAAUAUGCUUAUGCAUUCUGAGAAACCAGUGGUGGGUCCUUUAUAUAAAUCAGGGGGAGCAGAUUCCCAUAAGCUAAGUGUUGCGACAAAGUUUAAGGGGCAACUUUUCCAACUGAUGCAACGCCUGGGGAACACAACACCUCACUUCAUUCGUUGUAUCAAACCCAACAAUUUGCAGUGUCCUGGAAUCUAUGAACAGGGACUCGUAUUGCAGCAGCUAAGAUGCUGUGGAGUCCUUGAGGUGGUCCGGAUAUCAAGAUCAGGUUACCCUACUAGGAUGUCUCACCAAAAAUUCGCAAGAAGGUAUGGUUUUCUUCUUCUGGAGAGCGUUGCAUCUCAAGAUCCAUUAAGCGUUUCAGUUGCAAUUCUUCACCAGUUCAAUAUUCUGCCAGAGAUGUAUCAAGUGGGCUACACAAAAUUGUUUUUCCGAACAGGACAGAUUGGUGUGCUUGAGGAUUCUAGAAAUCGUACUCUCCAUGGAAUUUUACGGGUCCAGAGCUGCUUCAGAGGUCAUCAGGCUCGCUCAUAUGUUAAGGAACUCAGAAGAAGAAUCACCACACUGCAAUCAUUGGUUCGGGCUGAGAAGACCAGAAAGGAGUAUGCAACCUUGGUAAAAAGGCAUAGAGCUGCUGUGGUUAUACAAAAGCAGUUAAAAGGCAAAGUUGCCAGGAAAAAUUUCAUUAACAUUUGUGAGGCAUCAGUAUUGAUACAGUCAGUAAUUAGAGGCUGGCUUGUUAGAAUGUGUUCUGAAGACGUGGGUUUGAUAAACUCAACCAAGAAAUCUGAAGGCACAAAGGUUUCUGAAGCAGAUGAGGUACCGGUGAAGGCAUCAGUCCUUGCAGAGCUACAGUGUAGAGUUCUAAAGGCUGAGGCUGCUCUGAGAGAAAAGGAAGAGGAAAAUGACAUCCUCCUGCAACGGCUCCAGCAGUAUGAGGGUCGGUGGUCUGAGUAUGAGGUAAAGAUGAAGUCAAUGGAAGAAGUAUGGCAGAAACAAAUGAAAUCCCUACAGUCCAGUCUGUCCAUUGCAAAGAAGAGCCUAGCAGUUGAUGAUGCUGCUAGAUCGUCUGAUGCCUCAGCCAGUGUGAGUGAUGACAGAGAGUACAGUUCAGAACUUGGAAGUGACAAUAACAAUGGCCAGGAGAGCAAUGGGGUGAGAUCUGGUUCAUGGGGAAUAGAAAGAGAAAUGAGUGCUGGUUUUAGUGUUAUCAAUCGGUUGGCAGAAGAAUUUGAGCAGCGGAUUCAGGUAUUUAGUGAUGAUGCCAAGUUCUUAGUGGAAGUGAAGUCGGGACAGGCAGAGGCCAGUAUAAACCCAGACCAAGAGUUAAAGAGGUUAAAGCAGUCAUUUGAAUCAUGGAAGAAGGAUUAUGCAUCAAGAUUACGGGAGACAAAGGCGAUUCUACAGAGGUUUGGAAGUGACAGAGGGAGUGUUGAGAAUAUAAAAAAGAAGUGGUGGGAAAGGAGAAACAGCUCGAGGUUCAGUUAAUUAUGAUCCAUAUUUAGGUUAUCAGUAUCUCAAUUUAAUUGCUCGUCCAUUGGAAUUGAGUGAAAAGAAACAUGUGUUGAUAUUGUUAUAGCAGUUCAAAGGAAAGGGGUGCUUUCAGUAGCAUUUCAAUGCCCAGUAAGUUGUAGUGUAAAUGCCUGGAGGAAGUGCUGUUGUUCUGUUUAAAGAAACAGAUUCUCACACAAAUGAAUGGAUUUCUUUUCAUCUUGUAUCA